GGAAAGAAUCGGGGACCCGGCAACUGCCGCUACCGGUUCGACAACGUAACUUGGUUUGCUGGCCCGGCCUGCUGUAGCCUGGCAAGCCGGCUUUAUUAUAUACUCGCGGUACUCGUAUCUCUAUAUAAAGGCCUGCUGGGUCUCAGGUUCACUUGACUUUGUACCUCAAAACUCUCAGAAUCGCCGGACGAAACGCCUUCUAUAUCCCUCGCCUUAUACCAAACCCGUUCAAAUUUACAUGGCUCCAGAGUAUCUACCGCCCUCUCACUAUUUUGCUCCUCUCAAAAAGGCCGUGGACGAUGCAUGGUCCAAGGACACUUUCGAUACAUUCACUGCGCUCGAUUUUUUCCUCCGAGACCUGUUAAGUACGGACGAGGCCCGCAACCGCUUCCUUCUUGGAACCUUAUCUUUCGAGGAAUUCGGUAACGCCUUGAAAGGAUCCAUCCUUCCUCCUACCUGUUCUUGCGAAGGCUUUGUUCUCAGCGUACUAGAGUCGGCUGGUCCAUCCUUUCAUCUAGAACUCGUCCAGACUGUGCCUCAGAAUGGAACGCCUGUUCAUAGCUUUGCACUGGCUAGGCAUAGUAACGACAGACGACCUGCCUUAGUCGACUCGACAAUGGGUCACCUGACCGCUCUUGCCGUAACACCAAAGCUCUUUCUGUUCAAAAAUCUUGGUGCAAAACCACCCGCCUUUAUUCAUUCCAUUAAUCUGCCUAAACUCCCCAUUAGUUCACCUGUCCUGAAAUCGACUGCUUCACUACCAUCGUACUUCUUCAAAAACGCUCUAGCAAAUCAAGAAAUGACUACGAGGACUGCCACCAAAUCGGAUCUACUCCUGCAGCCUUUUCUGGCCCUGAAACAUGAACGAUGUUAUAUUCUAUGCAUCAGAUAUCGCCAAGGCAGGUUCAACCGCUACGGCGGUCAGGUCAUUCUCGACCUACGUCAUCGGCAACUCACCAUAUCGGACAAAUACAUCAACCUUUUCUCCACAUUUGAUCUUUCCAACAGCCAAUUUGGUCUCGCUCAAGUUCGGAAGGAUUUCAAACGGUUGGCACAAUUCAAUCCAGCUGCAUUUACACGCGUGAAGCAGGAAACGAUCGUCAGGGUGGCACGAGCUGUCGCUGCGCUACCACUUUCUGCCACGAUUGCGUCGAAACCAACAGGAUGCUAAGGAUGAAUAUGAAGGAGACAAGACGAUCGUAGAUAGGAUGGCCGUAGCUACUCGACGUGAGCAAUUAGGUGGGGCCAGAUAGUAAUGCACAUUCUGUGUUGUAGAAAUUUGAAUUGAAACUCGGCGUUGAUA
Messenger RNA from Desarmillaria tabescens, 1303 nucleotides. RefSeq lists its product as uncharacterized. Lineage: Eukaryota; Fungi; Basidiomycota; Agaricomycetes; Agaricales; Physalacriaceae. Bases 239 to 1171 code for a protein of 310 amino acids. The record is from RefSeq and is a predicted model, not a curated record. The transcript has 3 exons.